AUGCUGCCUUUCUUCCUGGUCCUCUCAUGCCUAGGCCAAGUGAUCGCCCCAGGCAAGGACUUUGAAACACCACUUCUGCACAUCACAGUGCCACAGAAAAUCGAGAGCAACGUCGUGGAUGGCGAGGAGGGAGGAACACAUGUCACUUACCUGGUCAAAAUUGAGGGCAAAGCAUACACAUUCCAUCUUGAAAAACAGACAUUUUUACAUCCACUUUUUGUGACAUAUUACUAUAAUCAGCUUGAAACAUUGCGGCAGGAUUAUUCUUUAACAAAGAGCCAUUGCUUUUAUCAAGGACAUGCGGCCGAGAUUCCAGCAUCAGUUGUGACACUCAGCACUUGCUCAGGUCUCAGGGGCUUGCUGCAGUUAGAGAACAUCACUUAUGGAAUCGAGCCACUGGAAUCUUCAGCUACAUUUGAACACAUACUUUAUCAAAUAAAGAAUAAUAAAAUUGAUUAUUCCCCCUUUAAAGAAAACUUCUCAAGUUCCCAGGAUGAAAGUCAAUCCUUCCGAAUUCUUGUAAAACCAGAGAAAGUGUCAGAGGAGGAGUCACUAAUGAAGAGGACUUUAAGAGUAAGGAUCAUCAUGGACAAAGCCAUGUUUGACAGUAUGGGCUCUGAGGUGGGAGUCGUGACUCAGAAAACUGUUCACACCUUCGGUCUCAUCAACACGAUGUUCUCCCAGCUGAAGGUAACUGUGAUGUUAACCUCUCUGGAGAUCUGGUCUGACCAAAAUAAGAUUGAAACGAAUGGGGACAUUGACGAGGUCCUGCAAAGGUUUCUGCUGUGGAAGCGAAGACAAGCAGGUCCAACAGUCCCAGACAUAACAUACCUACUUCUGUAUAAAGAUCACCCUGACCAUGUGGGAGCAACCUAUCAUGGGAUGGCCUGCAAUCCGAAGUUUACGGCAGGAAUCGCUCUGCACCCAAAGACGUUGACUGUGGAGGCCUUUGCUGUUGUUCUGACACAACUGCUGGGAAUUAACCUGGGGUUAACAUAUGAUGAUAUCUACAAUUGCUUCUGUCCAGGAAGCACCUGCAUCAUGACCCCUACAGCAAUGUAA
This is a messenger RNA of Psammomys obesus (fat sand rat), 1062 nucleotides long. RefSeq names its product A disintegrin and metallopeptidase domain 3-like. The transcript is spliced from 11 exons. Gene Ontology annotation, biological process: proteolysis; binding of sperm to zona pellucida; cell adhesion. Lineage: Eukaryota; Metazoa; Chordata; Mammalia; Rodentia; Muridae. Gene Ontology annotation, cellular component: plasma membrane. The record is from RefSeq and is a predicted model, not a curated record. The coding region runs from base 1 to 1062 and encodes 353 amino acids. Gene Ontology annotation, molecular function: metalloendopeptidase activity.